AUGGCGGAGCUUAGAUUUCGGGGGUUGGACGAGUCUAUACGGACCCCCGAAGUCCGAGAAGCAAUUGCCAGAAAUGGCAAUUGCGAGGAAGUCGACGUACACACCGGGGAAAUAAAAAAAACCCCCGGUGGUAUGGGAAUCGUGUGGGUUCGCUGUCCACUAAGGGCAGCAAACCUGAUCAUGAAAACAGGGACGGUGAAGAUAGGAUGGGCGAUUGCGCGCGCGGAACUGCUGGAGGCCAGACCCCUCCAGUGCUACAAGUGCCUGGAGAGGGGCCACGUGCGCGCGCGAUGCCCCAACAACACGACCGCAGCGGUAGAUGCUACCGCUGCAGCACGGAGGGACACACAGCGAGGAACUGCGUAG
Nylanderia fulva is the source of this 366-nucleotide messenger RNA. The record is from RefSeq and is a predicted model, not a curated record. NCBI's taxonomy places the organism in Eukaryota, Metazoa, Arthropoda, Insecta, Hymenoptera, Formicidae.